Messenger RNA from Cavia porcellus (domestic guinea pig), 1737 nucleotides. RefSeq names its product tryptophan 2,3-dioxygenase (gene Tdo2). NCBI's taxonomy places the organism in Eukaryota, Metazoa, Chordata, Mammalia, Rodentia, Caviidae. The record is from RefSeq and is a predicted model, not a curated record. The transcript is spliced from 12 exons. Gene Ontology annotation, molecular function: heme binding; L-tryptophan 2,3-dioxygenase activity; metal ion binding. The coding region runs from base 104 to 1321 and encodes 405 amino acids.
GCCAGUAGGGCCCAUAAAGGCAGCUGUGGAACUUGUACAAAAGUCAGCACCUCUCAUCAGCCAGUGUCACAAUUCCCUGGGUUCAGGACGGUGCUGUGUCACCAUGAGUGGCUGUCCAUUCUCAGGACACUUCGGAUAUGCUUUUAAAAAUCUAUCUGUGGAAGACAGUGAAGAAGAUCAAUCGCAAAUUGGUGUGAAUAAAGCCAGCAAAGGAGGACUUCUCUAUGGCAACUACCUGCAUUUGGGAAAAAUUUUGAAUGCACAAGAGCUUCAGAGUGAACUAAAAGGAAAUAAAAUCCAUGAUGAGCACCUUUUUAUCAUAACUCAUCAAGCAUAUGAGCUCUGGUUUAAGCAAAUUCUCUGGGAAUUAGAUUCUGUUCGAGAGAUCUUCCAGAACGGUCAUGUCCGGGACGAGCGGAACAUGCUCAAGGUGGCCACGCGCAUGCAGCGGGUGGUGGUGAUCCUCAAGCUCCUGGUGCAGCAGUUUUCUGUCCUGGAGACCAUGACGCCGCUGGACUUCAACGACUUCAGAGAGUACUUAACUCCAGCCUCAGGCUUCCAGAGUUUACAAUUCCGACUGUUAGAGAACAAAAUAGGCGUUCUUCAGAGCGUGCGAGUGCCCUAUGACAGGCGACACUACCGGGACAACUUCAGCGGGGAGGAGAACGAGCUGCUGCUGAAGUCCGAGCAGGAGAAGACCCUGCUGCAGCUGGUGGAGGCAUGGCUGGAAAGAACACCUGGGUUGGAGCCACAUGGAUUUAACUUCUGGGGAAAGUUUGAAAAAAACGUCAUCCAAGGACUGGAGGAAGAAUUCAUAAAGAUUCAGGCUAAAGCAGAGUCUGAAGAAAAAGAAGAACAGAUGGCUGAGCUUCAGAAACGCAGAGAGGUGCUACUGUCUUUGUUUGACGAGAAACGCCACGAGCAUCUCCUUAGUAAAGGGGAGAGACGACUGUCCUACAGAGCGCUGCAGGGGGCAUUGAUGAUACACUUUUACAGGGAAGAGCCUAGGUUCCAGGUCCCCUUUCAGCUGCUGACCUUCCUGAUGGACAUAGACACGCUCAUAUCCAAGUGGAGGUAUAACCACGUGUGCUUGGUGCACCGGAUGCUGGGCAGCAAGGCGGGCACCGGCGGCUCCUCCGGGUACUACUACCUGCGCUCAACCGUGAGUGACAGGUACAAGGUGUUUGUGGAUUUAUUCAAUCUUUCAACGUAUCUGGUUCCCAGACACUGGAUACCAAAGAUGAACCCAAUCAUUCAUAAAUUCCUUUACACUGCAGAAUACUGUGACAGUUCUUACUUCAGCAGUGAUGAUUCGGACUAAGUUCAUAUGGAAGAAUCUGUAAAGAAUAUUAAUAUCCCAAUGUAUUUUUUAUUUUCUGAAUUUUCCUAAACACAUGUAGAGUAAAUGUGGUAUAUUUGAUAAUGUAAUGUAUUUGUAAUAUACAGUUAAACACUAUGAUCUUCUGAUUUGAUUCUGGAAAUAAUUGUCUCAUGUUUGUGGUGAUAUAAGCAUUAAGAUGAAAAACAAUUUAGUUCAAUGGUAACAUCAUACCGAGGGUAUUUUGCUACUAAAAGCUCAGUUUCCCCUGGUGCUUACCUUAAUGUAUCUACUAAAUAUAACUAUUGUAUUGAUUCAUACUCUAUAGGCUUUUAACCAAUAAAAUGUGUCAUUCUGUGCAGAAAUUUUUGGAGCAAAUGGAAUAAAAUAAUACAUUUAGUUGUUUUUGAAAUGCUGUA